Lactuca saligna is the source of this 1273-nucleotide messenger RNA. NCBI's taxonomy places the organism in Eukaryota, Viridiplantae, Streptophyta, Magnoliopsida, Asterales, Asteraceae. The record is from the annotation of a GenBank genome assembly.
AUGUCCAGUGGUGUUUCAAUGGCGAUUCGUUGCAACUUCACUCCUAUUUCCUAUCGAUCUUUGAUGUUGCCGGUAACAAGGGUUGCUCGAUGGUGCUAUAUGGUCAGAGAACAAUCGAGGCUGUUUGAAAGAAACUGUGGAGGUCAAAGUCAAAUCGAGGAAAACAAGCAUUACGCUGAGUUUUGGAUUGGAACUCAUGUUUCCGGACCCUCAUUUCUAGAAACCGAUCAUAAUGUGAGUUUGAAGUCGUGGAUUUUGCAAAACCCUAAGAAGCUUUUGGGUGAUGUUGUUGUUGAUAAAUGGGGACCUGAUCUCCCCUUCUUAUUAAAGGUCCUUUCAGUGGGUCGAUCAUUGUCAAUACAAGCCCAUCCAGAUAAGGAAUUAGCAGGGCUUCUUCACAAGCUGCAACCAAAUGAACUCGAUGUUGUCCUUGAAAGUGUCCCCGAGAUUAAUGAGUUAGUUGGCAUUAAUGAAAUUGAAAAUGGGGAGGUAAAAGUAAAAGAAGACCGAGUUCUCUGCAGGUCAAUAUUUACCAAGCUCAUGUCGGUUGACCGGGACGCCAUUUCCACAUCAUUGUCCAGAUUGAUUAGUCGUCUAAACAGGGAAAAGGAGACAAGGGAGUUAAGUAGUAAGGAAGAACUAGUGUUGAAGCUUGAGAAGCAAUACCCUAAUGACGUGGGUGUGUUAGCAGCUCUACUACUUCACCAUUUGAUAUUAAACCCGGGUGAAGCUUUAUACGUAGGAGCAAACGAACCACAUGCUUAUUUAACCGGUGAGUGUGUGGAGUGCAUGGCGGCUUCAGACAAUGUGGUGCGAGCUAGCCUUACUCCAAAGUACAUGGACGUAAAAGUCCUUUCUUCCAUGCUCACAUAUACCCAGGGGUUGCCUGAGAUCUUGAAAGGGGUGCCGUUGAAUCCGUAUACAAGAAGGUACACACCUCCGUUUGAGGAGUUUGAGAUUGACCGGUGUGUGUUGACAGGAGGAUCAUCGGUUGUUUUUCCAGCUGUCGUGGGGCCUGCCGUUUUUGUGGUUGUUUCAGGAGAGGGGUCGAUGCUGACAUCAUCAUCGGAAGAAAGAGUGUGGGAAGGGUCGGCUUUAUUUGCACCUGCAGGAACUGAGGUUUGUGUGACUACAGAAACAGAAUUGGAGUUGUAUAGAAGUGGAGUGAAUAAUAAGUUUCUUAUGAACCCCAACACACAACACGGUUGAUAUGAUGAGAUGAGAAUAGAUGGCUGAGAUAGUUUGUGUAUGUCUCUAUAAUACUACGUUUAAG